Molecule: messenger RNA, 2277 nt
Organism: Capronia coronata CBS 617.96
Lineage: Eukaryota; Fungi; Ascomycota; Eurotiomycetes; Chaetothyriales; Herpotrichiellaceae
Exons: 3
Coding region: 1-2277 (758 amino acids)
Biological process (GO): positive regulation of transcription by RNA polymerase II
Cellular component (GO): nucleus
Molecular function (GO): zinc ion binding; transcription cis-regulatory region binding; DNA-binding transcription factor activity, RNA polymerase II-specific
Source: RefSeq, a predicted model, not a curated record
AUGGAUCCCGGCUUCCCUGUCUACAAUGGCAACUUUCCUACAGCAUAUCCCAGGCUCACGGGGCCUCCGACUACGCAUUUUGAUGGCAGCGCAUUCUGGUAUAAUCCCAACAAUGCCGAGCAACUGUACGAUCGAGAGGCAAGCAUCUUCGGUGGUCGAGGAGUGCCCCUUCCAUCAGCGGGUAUGGAAGCUUCAAAUGUCAAACACCGCCGGACUCGCAGUGGAUGCUUCACCUGUCGUAGUAGAAGAGUCAAGUGUGAUGAAACACGACCUAUAUGUGACAGAUGCAAGAAAGGGAAUCGUGAGUGCGAAUUCCCGCAGCCGCCAUCUGCCUCGAAACGAUCCAAGCACAGCGACAGCCGGAGUCCAAAGGACACGGUGACAAAGCAGGAGAGUAAGCACGACACCAUGUCGGGGCUCGCGACUAUCAAGGACGAGGAUGAGGACGACAACGAGGCCUUGAAAUCACCUACACAACGACCAGCCCUUGGCCGCCUGAGGACCGACAGCGCUCAAUCAGUGAGUCACUCGAGCAAGUCCAAAGAGGUUUCCGAAACACCCCCGACGAGCAAGGAACAUACAAGCCCCUUGUCCACGGACGUCUCGGACACCCGAUCAAGGGAUGAAACACCAGCGUCGUCCCUGCGGACGGUCGCCAACUCGGCCGAGAUGCAAGCGCGACACGCGAAAAUAAGAACACUCAGGCCCGAUUUGCAAAAGUACCUACAGUUUCAGCAGGAGUAUAUGACAUAUUACCACUAUUUCUUCAAGCUGGAUCCGACCGACUUUGUCCACAGCGAGUUCAUUGACCUCGCGUUGACUUAUGAGCCGCUGUUGUAUGCGGCCGUUGGGUUUGCUGCUUAUCACUAUGAACUGCAGCAGCCUGAUCCCAAGCUAGCGCACUUCCUCGGAUACCACAGCAAAUCGCUAUCCAUGCUCAGGAAGGCCUUGGAAAGGAAUGUUAAGAUUACGGAAGCUACACUUCUCACGGUUUUGCAGUUGGCAACCUUCGAAGAAUACAUUGGAGACUGGGUGAACCUAGUGGGACACCACCGCGCUGCUUGUACCAUGAUCAUGGAACUGUACACUUGCGAGUCGAUGAUGGAAACCGAUCUUGGAAGACGUAUCUUCAGCUGGUAUGCUCGACUCGAUGUAACUGUCGGUCUGAUGGCGGGCAAACAAACCCGACUCGACCGACAGUGGUUCGAAGCGAAUUCCACUUGGUAUUUCAAUCAAAUCAACAAUGACCCCGAAGGCGACCUGGAUAUCGAAAAUACCCUGGCAUACUUCGUGGCUGCUAAUCGACUGAUCGGUAUGGAUUUGGCCUUCUUGUUUGCCAAAUUCGAAGAACGAAAAUUCACCGAGGAGACGUUCCGCAUGGAGGUGGCCAAGGUCGUCGAGAGAUUGGAUUCUAUGAAGCGUGAGAUCGAGUUGUUCAACGACGAGUACUACCGGGUGCAAGAUUUUCCGGUUGAGCGGAUUCGGCCGUUGACCUCCGAUGACAUUGUCAAUCCCUAUGCGCCAGGUGGACUGUUCAAGGACGCGCUGUGGCCAUUGAACUUUAUGUGGAUUGACUGGUAUAGUAUCGAGCAAAUGCAGAAGUAUCAAACUGCGAAACUUCUCAAAGAACCACUGCCGGCAGACUUGGAACAGCUAAGUCUGGAGCAAUGCCGCAUCAUCGAAACGAUAGAACGGUGGCCUGAAGCGCCGGAUGGAGCCAUUCUUGGGGCACAUGCGAGUUUAGGUCUCGCCUCGGUAUUCCUGAAGAAGGACGCGACUCAUAUUAUGUGGGCUCGCAAGAAGUUCGCGACUGUGGAACGACUGGGCUACAUCUACCCGCCAACAUUCCGCCUCAACAUGGCAGUCCUAUGGAAUUUGACACGCGACGAAGUUGGAGAAAAUGAAGCCGUGGAAAAUUGGUGGCUCCCCAACGAUGCAGGAAAUCUUAGGAUGCUGAAAGAACUUCGCAAAGUUGUGAGCGAAAGGCAUGAGAAUGACAAGGUGUCCGGCACGGAAUCCCUGGCCAAUGUGAGAGACUUGAAGGCCAUCUUCGCCAAGUUAGACAUCCGGACACAAGGCGGAACCUCGUCUGGGUCGACGGUGGAGAACUCUAGCCUUGCCAGCGACGCAACCGGCGGGAUGAGUGAUCGAGGAAGCAAUGUCAGUUUCAGCCCGACAAAUGUGAGCUUUGGCGAAGGUCGGGGCGACAAUUCUCUUGUUCAGAUGCAAGAGGGUGGUCAUGUGCGAAGGCCCAGACGAACAAAUACAAAACCAUGA